Molecule: messenger RNA, 1715 nt
Organism: Mya arenaria
Lineage: Eukaryota; Metazoa; Mollusca; Bivalvia; Myida; Myidae
Product: BTB/POZ domain-containing protein 2-like
Exons: 3
Coding region: 38-1303 (421 amino acids)
Biological process (GO): neurogenesis
Cellular component (GO): cytosol
Molecular function (GO): protein binding
Source: RefSeq, a predicted model, not a curated record
UAAAGCUUUAGCCAUUUUGGACCUUAAUCUACCAAGUAUGUCUGACGUCUGGCAACACGAGGAAUCGUUCGCCGUCACGAACGCGCAUAUGCUGGGUGCUGACGUAUUAUGUGAUGUCACUAUCCUGGCGGGGGAGGAAAAACAGGAAGUGAGGUGUCACCGGUUCAUGCUGGCAAGCCGAUCACCGGUUUUCUACACGAUGUUUUGUGGCUCACUUCCGGAAACCGGCGUGGUUACAAUACCGGAUGUGGAGGCAGACGUCGUCAGAACAGUUGUCAGUUUUAUGUACACGGGGGAAAUACAGUUAAUGCCUGAAUCCGUCAUGGCCGUGAUGUGCGCUGCAAAGAAAUACGACAUUCAACCAUUGAUAGACCGCUGCAAGACAUUUCUUGAAAAAGAAAUUGCAAUCGAUAAUGUCUGCGUCAUUCUUGACCAAGCUUUGAAAUUCGCGGAAGAGGAUUUGAUUCAACCGUGUCUGUCCUUUGUAUCAAAAAACACUGACCAAGUAUUUCAGAGUGAUGGGUUUUUGUGUAUGUCUUCGGAAGCUUUAAAGUUGAUUCUUGAGAAGGAAAAAGAAACGCAAAACCUACCACCUGAAGACGUGUAUGCAUAUUGUAAGAGAUGGGCGUGUUCUUCGUCAGAGACUAAGGUGACUAACCAAAUCCUAAGACAUAAACUUGGAGACCUGAUUUGUCUUGUUGAUUUUGCGAGGAUGUCUUAUGAAUCGUUUACUGACAACGUAGUGAAAGAAACGAUUUUAUCUGACAAGGAAAAGGUCAGGUUCCUGACAGAAAUAAGACAACGGCAAAAGAAAGAACAAAAAUCAUUCGUUGUUGAGAGAUUUUUUCAGGUUCGACAAGGAUGGACUCACAAUGGUUUGCAAGAUGGUAUAAGUUUCAAGACUUCAAAACAUGUUACUCUGUCUGGAGUAGCUUUGUAUCUUCCGCACCAAAGUGGAAGUUUGAGUGGCCCAUUGGAAAUCCUGAAAGAGCAGACAGUCGUAUUGACCCAGGACGUCACCCUAUCCUACAAAGAAAACGAAAAGCAUGAGCACAUUCCCCUUGUUAAUAGAGUUAACAUUUACCCGGGAGUGACAUAUUCUGUUCGCCAGAGGCUCAAAGGGCAACCAUCAUAUCAAGGUUAUUUAUAUAAAGGUAAGCAGAGAAUUAAUGGUAUAGAAAUAGAAUUCAUCGAAUUGAUUUCUGGUAAGUCAGAUAAUUCCACAUCUUUAAGGGAGGGCCAGAUACAUGGUCUUACGUUAGUAUGUUCAUGUGGCAAUAAGUGUGUCAAAACACAUGACUGAACGCAUCAGAGCAACAUAGUGCAGGCAUGUUCACAAAAGAAAAUCUGUUUUAACUACCAUUUAGCAUAAUAUGUUUUAAACCUUAAAGUUUUGACUACUGACAUGUACGUUGCAGUUUUUAAAAAUGAUCAUAACUGAUUGUAUUUUGCAGUUAUUUCUUGUGGACAGUGGAUAUAAAAAUGUAAUUCUUUAGAUCAGAGACACAAUGCCUACACUUUGGUAUGUAAUAAUACCUCAAAUCUGUCUUGAUUCUGAAUGAUGUUUUACUUACUUUGUACGCAUUUAUUAGCUAUACAUUAGUUGUGACCAUUGGCAAUAUCGAAUGAAAAAAACAACAUGUGACAAUUUCUUUUCUUUUUUGCAAUAUCCUGUUUUUGUUUGUUUUAAAUGUCUGUACAAUUGAACAAUAAAG